UAUAAUAAAAAACCAAAAAUGUUUUAAACCAAAUUUUGUAGACUUGCUAUUAUAUUCCUCUUUCUACUUUUAUGAUUAUAGUUUUGGUAAUUGUCUAUAAUUUAAAUUUAAAAGUUUGGUACACAAUUACUUCAAAAAGUUUAGAAACAUCAUGUGCCAUCAUAACCUAUUUGGCUUAUUAAAUCAAUCAAAAAGCUCAAAUAAUCUAACACAACAUUAAAUAAAAAUGUUUAAACUAAGAAAGAGUGUUAGUUUAUUUACUAGAAUUAAACAGCGUCGUGACUUAAUAGUGGACGGUACGAAAACAAAAUUCGAGGCGUUGGAAAAGCGUGUCGCUGGCACAUUCGCAGAAAAAUGGUUACGAUUUUGGAUGAAUCUUGCACGGGAUUAUCGAGAUGUUUCCCUGGAUUUAGUCAAAGAGAUACGUGCGAAGCCGUCGAAGGCGAUAAUAAUUGGCACGUCUGGCUGGCUGGCAACGGCAUUUGCCCUACACAACCCCAAUGCAACGCAUUUUCGAGACACCUUCCUCCAAGCUGCUAAUGACUCUUCAGUUGUGCACCACACUUUGGUGAAGCCUGAUGUGUUAGAACAUUUGAAAUUUGUUGAAUCCUGUUAUAAUUGUAAUUUAAUUAGACACACAAGUUUUGGACUGUUUUCCAUUGUGUGGGUAGAUCAAAGUUCCAAAGAGUGCAAGGCAUUUGCCACACAGUGUAAUUACUUAAAAUUGGGAUACACAGAUAUUCCUAGUAGAAUUAUUGAUAUUGGAUUCUUAGAUACAUGGUGGGUUUUAGUAAAGAAAAUGAAAGAUUUUGACAUUAAUUAUUAAUGUAGAUAUGUAUAUUAUUAAUUAAAUUUAUUGUUACAUAUGCAAUCAAUGUUUUCUAAUUUAGAAAUAUAGUAAACAUAAAUUAUGUUCAAUGUAAAGGAUUAUAUGUCUAAAUAGAAAUUAUAAACAGAGUAAAUAAAUCAUUGGUAUGUA
Molecule: messenger RNA, 979 nt
Organism: Dalotia coriaria
Lineage: Eukaryota; Metazoa; Arthropoda; Insecta; Coleoptera; Staphylinidae
Product: mitochondrial import inner membrane translocase subunit Tim29
Exons: 1
Coding region: 227-826 (199 amino acids)
Biological process (GO): protein insertion into mitochondrial inner membrane
Cellular component (GO): TIM22 mitochondrial import inner membrane insertion complex
Source: RefSeq, a predicted model, not a curated record